AUGGUCUCCUCACUCGCUCGCUUUGCUGCCAUCUCUGCCCUCGCCCUCGGGGCUAUUGCUGCUGACGGUGCUGAGCUCAAAUUGAAGAGCGUUGGUGCCAUUGGUACCGGCUGCCCUCCAGGAACUGUCGUUGGACGCGUCAACAAGGACGACAGCCUCUCCCUCUUCUUCGCCAAAUUCCGUGCCGACGCCGGCCCCACCUUUGACCUCAGCGAGGGCCGAACCAACUGCCAACUCACCCUCGACGUCGAUAUCCCCGCUGGCUACCAAUUCGCCUUUGACAAGACUGUUUUGAACACUGCCUAUGCUGUCGACUCCAAGGUUGAUGCUAUCUCCAAGACCUAUUACUACUUCCAGGGCCAACUCGACCAGGCAACUGGUAGCGCGACUGUUUCCGGCCCAGCAAGCGGCUCCGGUACCGUCACCCACAAGUUCUCCCCCACCAUCUGGAGUCCCUGCGGCUCUUCUGCCAUCGUUGGCAUUAAUACUUCUCUUCGUAUUGACAACGGCAACUCGAAUGCUCGGGGACACAUUGCUGUGCGCAACUCGACUGACGCCUCCUUCAUCUGGCGAAAGUGCUAA
Coprinopsis cinerea okayama7#130 is the source of this 582-nucleotide messenger RNA. RefSeq lists its product as hypothetical. The transcript has 6 exons. Bases 1 to 582 code for a protein of 193 amino acids. Lineage: Eukaryota; Fungi; Basidiomycota; Agaricomycetes; Agaricales; Psathyrellaceae. The record is from RefSeq and is a predicted model, not a curated record.